This is a messenger RNA of Drosophila elegans, 836 nucleotides long. RefSeq names its product protein matrimony. The transcript has a single exon. NCBI's taxonomy places the organism in Eukaryota, Metazoa, Arthropoda, Insecta, Diptera, Drosophilidae. The record is from RefSeq and is a predicted model, not a curated record. Bases 77 to 724 code for a protein of 215 amino acids.
GGUAGCCGCCAUUUGUCAGCUUGAAUUUGCCGACAACAGUUCGUUUUCUGUGUGUUAAUAUUUAAACGCAUUCAAGAUGGAGACCUGUUGCACACCGAAAAACAAAACGAAAAUUAUCCUUAAUCGCACGCCAAUUUUAAAAGAGCGCAGGUGGAACACCUUGAAUGUGAACACCUCCAAUGUGCGAUGCUCGACGCCAAUAUUUGGCAACUUUCGAUCGCCCAAUCUCUCGCCCAUCGAGGAUAUGGGAGUGAAAAAAAGUCCGGUGUCGCCCAUGCAGUUCGGAAACUUUAAGAAGCCGCCGAUGCAAAUGCAUCAUUAUCAUCAUCAUCAUCAUCAGCAGCACAACCAGCAUAGUGGACGCACUCAUCUAAAACCCCCGGUUUUCAACUUGCCGAAGGAUGCGAACGAGCCAGACCGCGAAUUUAAGAGCAGCAGCAGCCCGGACACAUUUUCGGAUGACUCCAAUAUGGAGACCUCGUUGACCUUGGAGUCGCGUCGCCGUUCGAUAACAGCCUCCAACCACUCGUACGCCGUAAACCAUGCCGCCAAUGUGGAGCAGAUUCUCAUGCACGUGGGCCUGGAGAACUAUGUGACCCACUUUGAGGAGGCCCACAUCGAUCUGGUGAAACUGGCCUCCAUGGAGCGGGCUGAUCUAAUCAAAAUUGGAUUAAAAACCGAUGAGGAUUGCAACCGCAUCAUGGAUGUUCUGCAUAACCUUUAAUUGGACUGCCGGCAUGCCCAAUUUUUCAUUGUAGGUUAAGAUUUUAAAUGUUUUAUGUGAAAAAACUGUGUUUUUAUUAAUAUAUUGUAAAGGGCCUGGGGCCUUAAAAACU